CUCUGCCCCCUUUACAUGGCAGGACAAUGCCCUGUGAGCGCCAUUGAUUUCUCUUCGCUGCCCGUGACUCGUGAGCAAGGCGACGGCAGAAACGCCAUGCAGGAAGUAGCAGGCCGUCCCCUCCAUCCCACCGCUCAGCUUCAAGGGGCAGAGAUGCCAGUGGGAGGCGGCGGCUGGUCCCAGCAGCUCCCCUUCGGCAAAGAACUCUUCCAUGUCCAGCUGCAGGUCCCGCAGGUCCUGGAUCUCCUGGGCGAUGGAGUCCAGGUGCCGGAGAAGCGCCAGCUCCGGCAAUGCAGGGCCUUCGCCCGCCGUCCGUACGGCAGUGCCGCCUCCUCGGACCCUCCAAAGGACGGCAUCCUUCAGCGGCUCUGUAACCGGUACUAUGACAUUGAAUACCUCGUCAACUGGAGCGCGAAGCUUCCCUCCAAAAACCUGCGAAGGAAGAACGCGUACUACCGCUACACCAAGGACCUCUACGGAGACAACGCUGCCGCCGCCUUCUUCGUCCUGACCCACAGAGGAAGAGUGAGGUUUCAAGGCCAGGAGACCUGGUUCUGUGUGGACCAGCGCGGGAAGUUCAGCUUCGAUUUCCUGCAGCUCCGAGACGUGCCCGUGGUGGCCAUCGACCUCGCGGGCUCCGUGUUGAACUACGAUGGGGUGGAUAACCUAGUGAAGCUGACGGCGCUGCAAUCCCUGGACCUGAGCCGCUGCCCCCACGUUGACGACUGGACCCUAAGCCGGCUGCAUGUCUUCAAGGACAGCCUGGAGGAGCUCUCGCUGGCUGGGUGCCCCCAGGUCACGGAGCGGGGGCUGGCUUGCCUCCACCAGCUCGAGCACCUGCGACGCCUCGAGCUCUCGCACCUGCCCUCGGUGCCCGUCCCGGGGCUGGUCCGCAUCUUGGUGGAGGAGAUGCUGCCCCGGUGCGAGGUGGUGGGGCUGGCCCCGGUUUCUGGUGCCCAGACGAGCAGGGACGGGAGAGAGGAGCCCAGCGGGGCCAGGAGAGCUGGCGAGAUCCCUGCCUGACGCCCGGCUGCCCUGACGCCCGGCUGCCCUGCCCCUGGCUUUUCCCGACGCCGAUGGAAGAGAUUGGCGCAAGCCGCGCUCCCCUCCGACCCCAGCGUCGCCGGAGACCUGGGCGGCCCGGGCCCCCCGCUUCGCUCACCCCUAGGACAGGGCUGGCAAUCGGCAGAACCGCGCUGUGGUCAUUAAAGGCCCCUCCCUGUGC
Mauremys mutica (yellowpond turtle) is the source of this 1225-nucleotide messenger RNA. RefSeq names its product distal membrane-arm assembly complex protein 2-like. NCBI's taxonomy places the organism in Eukaryota, Metazoa, Chordata, Testudines, Geoemydidae. The transcript is spliced from 7 exons. The coding region runs from base 16 to 1023 and encodes 335 amino acids. The record is from RefSeq and is a predicted model, not a curated record.